Molecule: messenger RNA, 3016 nt
Organism: Ruditapes philippinarum (Manila clam)
Lineage: Eukaryota; Metazoa; Mollusca; Bivalvia; Venerida; Veneridae
Product: upstream stimulatory factor 2-like
Exons: 9
Coding region: 130-1056 (308 amino acids)
Biological process (GO): regulation of transcription by RNA polymerase II
Molecular function (GO): RNA polymerase II cis-regulatory region sequence-specific DNA binding; protein dimerization activity; DNA-binding transcription factor activity, RNA polymerase II-specific
Source: RefSeq, a predicted model, not a curated record
CUCGACAAGUAGCAGGACCUCCGCCAUCUUUGUCACAUGUCCAUGAUAUUCCUCUCACAUGACCUGUUGUUUGGCCCCGUGAUCAAGCUGAAAUAAUCCUGGUAAAUUCAAAACAGCGCAAACGUCCACAUGGAUAUACUGGACGAGGCUUUAGAUGGAAGCCAAGGGAAGGAUGAUUCUGCUGCCUCAGAUGAAGUACAGAUUACACAAGCAGAUGAUGAUCAGUCUGGGUUGACACAAGGUGGACAGUUAACUAUAGAUCCAACUAACUUACAGUACCAGUUUAGAGCUGAUACAGGGCAAGGGGCGGUAACAUACAGAGUGGUACAGGUUGCUACCCAGGAUGGGACAGAGCAUCAAGCCCAGGUUGUCUCCACCACAGGGUUCCCAGCUGGUGCACAGGCAGUGAUACAGAGUCCAUUUAACAACGGCAGCCCUACAGGUGAUGCCCAACCAGACACAAGGUUUACAUAUUUCCCGGCAUCAGUGGCUGGCGGGGCUGGGGACGUGGUCACCACACAGGCAGAUGGUGCCGUUGCUCUGGCAGGACAAGGGGGUCUACCGGCAGGAGCCUGGCAACAAGAGAAUGCUCAAGGGCAGUUUUAUGUGAUGAUGUCACCACAGGAUGUUUUACAAGGGCAGAGAAAUAUUGCCCCUAGAACGAAUUUCCAGCCAAAAAUAGAAGGUGGUCGUACAUCCAGGGACGACAGGAGAAGGGCAACGCAUAAUGAAGUUGAGAGAAGAAGGCGAGAUAAAAUCAACAAUUGGAUUGUACAGCUGUCUAAGUUAGUACCUGAUUGUUCUGCAGAGCAAUCUAAAGCUGGACAACUUGGGAGUAAAGGAGGAAUCUUAUCAAAAGCGUGUGACUAUAUAACUGAUCUGCGUCAAGCUAACGGUAGAUUGAACGAAACUGUGAAAGAAACUGAACGUCUCAAUGUCGACAACGAAUUGUUGCGUCAGCAAAUCGAAGAACUUAAAAAUGAGAAUAUGUUAUUACGGACUACUUUACAACAACAUGGAAUUGUUCCUCCCGACACAGCUGUUGGAAAUUCAUGAGCUUCUAGAAUAGAAUGUGUACAUUCCUUGGAAAUUGUUUAAUAUACUGCAGUACAGUGAUGUAUUGGUUACUGCAAAAUCAAAUUUUAUUACUCUGUCUGUUAUAUGAAAGACCCCUUUGUUAUAAUAUAUGAGGUCUUUGUGUUGAAAAGGGGUCAUUUGCUAGAAAAAUCAACAUUUUUAAUGGCAAAAAUGUAUUUUUGUUCUGGCGAUUUUUGCUAUGGUUUGGUAAAGUAAUGCAGCAUCAUUUUGACUUGAAUUUGCGAUAAAAACAAAACAUUUGACACAAGAUAUUUGUGAUUCAACAAUUUUAUCUUUUGUCUGAUUUAUGAAGUAAAGGAUAAGAUGUAACAAAAUUGCUUUCUUUACCUGUUUUGUACUCCAAUGAAAAAUGUCAGUAUGAGCAGAAUAAUUAAGUUAGUUUUUAAACAUUAAAAUGUUAUGUUCUUUUCUGAAAUCAGUAACAAUUUAAUAUAUAUGUCUUGUUAAUGAAUGUAGAGAAUACAAGAUAUGUAUUCAUACAGUAUUGAUGGUCCAUUUUGAACACAAAGACCCCUAUAUGUUCAGCCAAUUUUUAAAAAAAAAAUCAGAAAUAUGCAAUUUAAAAUCAAAUUUUAACUUACUCAUAUAUUAUAAUAUGAAUAUCAUAUAACCAGCAAAGUGUUUCAAAGGCAGCUUUGUAAAGAAAUAAUAUUUUGCAUUAAGCAUAAAGAUAGUAAGUCACAACAGAGUGUUACACAAAUUACUUUCAUUUUUUUUACCAUGUUAAUAAUGCGUUAAUUCAAUGAAAUGAUAUAAUUUAUUUAUCAGUUACUGUUACUGUAAAGUUAUUUUUCAUUUAAUACUGAAAAAAAAUUGCAUGAAUCGGGAGACAUGCUGCUUUAAUUGAUAGAUUUUUUAGCUUGUCUAUUUUGAAGAAAAAAUCCAGCUAUUAUAAUCACUUCGAAAGUCGUUGUUGAGAUGCAAAAACUUUAAUGUAGUAAUGUAGCCCAUUAUUCGAACAUUUUAAAAGUUAUUAAUAUAAAAUUAAAAUUACUUGCUUAUCAUGACAAGGUGCAGUUGGGCAUAAUUUUGAAAGCUUUAAUUUUGGACUUAAGCCCUUUUUAAACUUUGAAUUUUUGUCAAAACUUUUUUUUAGCAGUCGAGCAUUAACAUUGCAUGCGAUGCUCUUGUUUUUAAGUUUAGACUAAAAAAUGAAUUGUAUAUUUCUAGAAGAUGAAAUCUAGAUUUGAAUACGGGCAUUUUAUCCAUGCCAGAUAUUUUACUCUUGUUAUCUUACAGGAACUAUUUUAUGUUAUACUGUUUAUGUAAUGUAAGCUUUAAAAUAAUUAUUCAUAUUUUGUUGUCAGUAAAUAUAUGUUUUUAAGUUUUGUUAUGAUGUCCUUGAUUUUAUAAAUAUAUGUCUGAAAAGUCAAUCUUAAAUAUAUAUACUACAGUAGUUUUGAGGUAAAUUUCUCAGACAAGAAAAAUGUAGGGAUGUACAUUUUAGCCUCAUUUUAAUAAGACUAUAAUAGUUAUUAUAGAUUGAUAGGAAUACAAAAAAAAUCUGUGAAUAUGAUUGAGGGAAGCAACUUUAUUUUAAUUUUAAAGUAUUUGGAAAUGUCUCGGGCAUUAAAUUCUAUAUCUAAACAAUUCAUUUGAAAUACUUUUGUUUGUAACCAGGUUUUACAUAUUGAUUUAAUUAAAAUUUUGACUCUUGAAAUGACUCUUUGACCCAUCAAAUUUCCUUAUCGCCUGAUUUGACCUUCAGGAUUUAAAAUGGAGGGUCAAAUUUUGUUAAAAUCAAGGUGACUUGGCCUUGUAAUUGGCUAAACUUACACCAUACUGGUCAAAAUGACCCUCAGGAUUCCAUGGAUUGCGGAACUCCUAUUAAAAGAAGUUUAGUGAAAGUUCAUUAUGAUGAAAUUGUUUUACUUCUAACUUUCUUCUAUUGUUUGUGUUCAGUGUAGUGGUCAAUUUC